Molecule: messenger RNA, 423 nt
Organism: Trichomonas vaginalis G3
Lineage: Eukaryota; Parabasalia; Trichomonadida; Trichomonadidae
Exons: 1
Coding region: 1-423 (140 amino acids)
Source: RefSeq, a predicted model, not a curated record
AUGGAAAAUCCUCCUGAUCCUGAAACUGUCGCUGAGCAAGUAAUUCAAAGACUUCAGGAUGGAGAAGACAACGAAUGGGACAAUAUCAGAUUCAACACUGCUAGUGAACUUCGUAUAAAUAACGAUUAUAAAAAAACAAAAAUUAAAAUUCAAGAUAUUCUAAAUUCUACUCCAAUUAAAAGAAAGAUUAUGGCUUCCUCAACAAACGAAUUUGAAAUUGCAGAGCUUGUUGAACUUGGCGGAGGAACCAAGCCAUACAAAGACGCUCUUUUGCAACUCUUAACACAAGAUACGGAAUUUGGUAAAGAGCUGUUUAAUAAAAUUAGUAAAUUGGUUGAUGAUAUAGUUGGAAGAGAAGUAAUCAAGAAAACAACUUUCUCCGAAAUGCCAAGUAUGGAAUCUGCUACAAACCAACUACAAUAG